CGGGACUUAUCAGCAGCCGGUGUAGAGAGCUUUUAGGGGCUAGAUUGAAAUUACGUCAUACUCUCACAUGGGCAGAUACCGAUUGGGAGCAGUGGCUUGCAAUAUGUAUAUAAAGACGCUUCAUCCUUAACUUUCCUUCAAGCUUUUGAUCUCCAGACACCUCAAGUUCUUCAUUCAGCUCCAACAUCUGCACGUCUUUCCCCGUUCUCAUCUUUGCCCCUUGUUCUCUCUUUUUUUAUAACACCAUGGCUCUAGCUCCUGGACUCAUCCGGGCCGCCUUUGGCGGGGUAAAGGAUAUUGGCACCAUUGUUGGCACCUUCGAUUGGAGCAAGUGCAAUGUUCGAGAUUCGCACAGUGAUGAGUACCUUCACACGGACCUUGCUCCAUCUUACGGCAAGCUUAACAAUGAUUCAGUCAAGGCUUUGGACGAAAAGCUUAAAAUCAUGAUCGCUGGCACCUUGAUCGCCAUUGGAAAGCUCACCGACAAAAGCUGGAAGUCCAUCUUGGAAACUAUGAUGCAGCAUCCGCUUCUCGAGCCCGACAGCGCUCAGAUUGACCGGGCCGAUAAGCUGAUCAAAACAAGCUCGAGCGCCUUCAAAUUCGACGGUAGCCCGGAUGCGCAGAUUGUCCGUGAGGUCAAGACGUGGUUUACUAAGCUCAUCGCGGACGCCGAUGUGCUCCAGCAAACCAGGAUUGACAUCGAUACUCUUGCCAAGAUCGUUGCGCAAAGUGGUGCCACGAUUGACUCCUUUGAGAGCUUCUGGGCCAAGCAGGAGAAGCACGAGCAGACUCUAGUGGACAUUGGUGUUCUCCGGUUUCCCGACUUCGAACGCCCUUAUUUCAAGCUUUACCAUAUUAAGCUCACAGCUUGGUCCGACUCCUCCCGCGUCCUCUUCCUUCAGGAUGACAAAAACGGUAUCACUGGAGAAUUCAACAGCAGGAUCUUCCGCCCUCGCGAAAGCAUCAUUCGGGAACUGACUAAGGAUUCUCGUGAGGCCGCGCUUAGGAGGGCCGAAAGCUUGUUUGACUAACUUGAGAUUUGCUUUGAGACUUUCAGUAGGUCAACAAUUUGCUUGCUUGUCUUUCUAUAAAGUCUUGAGCUCGCCACUCCGUUAUUGCUGGCCUGACGGUUUGUUUUUACAAUCUCAGCAUCCGCAGCUUGAUGUUAUUAUCUUACUCUAGGAUAUGAAAAUGUUCAUAUGAAAACGCUAUUGAAUAGGGUGGAAAUCCACAAAUUUUGCAAAUCUUUUGAUGAGCUCGUCCAUUAUUGAGUUAGCCCAAGUCAAAGACCU
Marchantia polymorpha subsp. ruderalis is the source of this 1292-nucleotide messenger RNA. The record is from the annotation of a GenBank genome assembly. NCBI's taxonomy places the organism in Eukaryota, Viridiplantae, Streptophyta, Marchantiopsida, Marchantiales, Marchantiaceae.